This is a messenger RNA of Adineta steineri, 1902 nucleotides long. NCBI's taxonomy places the organism in Eukaryota, Metazoa, Rotifera, Eurotatoria, Adinetida, Adinetidae. The record is from the annotation of a GenBank genome assembly.
AUGACUUCAGCAUCAUCAUCUAUAGAUCGAAUAAUUUCUCUACGAAAUAAAAUUCGUCAGAAUGUUUCGAAAGUUUAUGCUAAUAAAAUCCAAUGUGAACGUCUUUGUGAACGUAUUGAUCAAUUAAUUGAUCCUCUCGAACGUUUAGAAUAUGCAUCAUCAUCAAUAUUACGCAAUGAAACACGUUCGAUUCUUGAUAAACUCCUUCAAUGUAUCGAUGAUUGUAAUGUAUAUAUAGAAAAAUUAAAAUCAUCAAAUGAAUGGUAUGAAGAAAUUUAUGAAUAUAAAAAAAGUGAAGAAAAAUUUCAAGAAUUAAAUCAACGAUUAUCACAACUCGGACAAGAUUUAGCACUUGGUUUAAAUAUUCAACAAUUAUUCAAUCAAAAACAAGAUCAAGAAGAUCAACGUGAAGAUUUAAAAGAAUUAAAUAAGAAAUUAGAUGAAAUUUCACAAAAAAUGUUAGAAAAACAAUGUGAACAAUAUAAAUUUAUUGAUAAAAUGAUUGAUAAACGUUUUCAAUCAUUUCGCUAUUCACUCGAACAAAAUUUAUUAAUGCAACAGAAUUCUUAUCAAUCACAAUAUCUUCAUAGAGAACAUCAACAAUUUUUACAUAUACCCUAUAAAGAUUUAUAUAUUGAAGAUAAAUCUCUUGGUCAUGGGGGAUUUGCUGAUGUUUAUAAAGCAAUAUGGUUAACACAUCAUGAUCAAGUUGCAGUUAAAAUUAUACGUAUUAAUCAUUUAUCAAAUGUUCGAGAUGAUUUUCUUCGAGAAAUUUCAACAAUGUAUCGUAUACGUUAUGAAAAUGUUUUAACUGUUCUUGGUGCAUGUAUUGAACCGAACUUUUAUGCAAUUAUUGUUGAAUAUAUGCCAUUGGGGUCUCUAUAUGAUAUUCUACAUAAAAAACAUGAAGAAGAAAUAUCAUUUGAUUGGUCUGAUCGAUAUUCUCUUGCAUGGCAAAUGUCAAAAUCAAUAAAUUAUUUACAUAGUUUAAGCCCAACGAUACUUCAUCGUGAUAUAAAAUCAAUGAAUUUUCUGUUGAAAUAUAAUGGAUCACCUAAUCAAAAAUAUCUUGUUAAAGUUUGUGAUUUUGGGCUAGCGGAAAUUCGACGUGAAACAUUUUUACAAUCAUCAUUAUUUCCGACUUCACAAACUGUAGGUUCGUUUUAUUGGAAAGCACCUGAAUUAUUACUUCCACAUAGUCGACAUACGAAACAAAGUGAUAUUUAUAGUCUCGGAAUUGUUUUUUGGGAAUUAGGAACAGAAAGAAUUCCAUGGGAUGAAUAUGAUGAUGAAAGUAUUAUAUUAAUUCAAGUUAAAUUAGGUAAACGACCAAGUAUACCAUUAAAUAUACCUGAAGAAUAUAAACAAGUGAUACAAGAUGCAUGGAAUCAUGAUCCACAACAACGACCAUCAUGUUUUCAAUUAAUGGAACGUCUUUUUCAAGAAUUGAGUCAGAUGACUAUUUUAAAUAAUCAAGAAGAUAUUGUUGAUUUACAUGCACAACAAAUAACAACAGACGAAAAUAAUUCAUCUCAUUCAACAAUAGAUACUGAUUUUAGUUCAACAAGAACUUCAAUACAAGUAGCUGAAAAACCGAAUGAAGAACAAAAGUUAAUCAAUAGUUUUCGAAAUAUUAUUAUUUCAGUUCUUGAAACAGCAAAUGAAGAUGAUCAAAUUGAAUCAGAAUCAACGUUAAAACCUAGUAUAUCUUCUCCAUCUUUGAUUGAUAAUGAACAACAAAACGAAACUUUUCCUACUCAAUCUGAACCAACAUUAUCAAAAUCAUACGAAGAUUUAACAUCCAGUUCUAACAUAACUAAUAAUUUUGCAAAUCAACCCAUUAUUCCAUUGUAUAGAAUCGAAAAACGACGACCAUUACAUCGUAAAUAUAUUGACAAUUAA